Miniopterus natalensis is the source of this 1157-nucleotide messenger RNA. RefSeq names its product clathrin light chain A (gene CLTA). Lineage: Eukaryota; Metazoa; Chordata; Mammalia; Chiroptera; Miniopteridae. Gene Ontology annotation, cellular component: clathrin coat of coated pit; postsynaptic endocytic zone cytoplasmic component; plasma membrane. Gene Ontology annotation, molecular function: clathrin heavy chain binding; structural molecule activity. Gene Ontology annotation, biological process: clathrin-dependent endocytosis; intracellular protein transport. The record is from RefSeq and is a predicted model, not a curated record.
GACUGGCUGUUACCUUUUCGGCUCUCCAACACCACCUAGACCAACCGGAUAUGGGGGCAGGGUUUCCGCUUCCGUCUUCUCCCUCCUCUUGCUUGUCCGAGCGGAGUCGCUACCACUGCGGCCGCUGUUGGUCAGGGUGUUGGUGGGUCUGUUGGGUUGUCGCUCAGCGUCGGUGUCCGUGCCGUUGAACUGCCCGUCAUGGCUGAACUAGAUCCGUUCGGCGCCCCCGCCGGCACUCCCGGCGGCCCCGCGCUGGGGAACGGGGUGGCCGGCGCGGGUGAAGAAGACCCGGCUGCGGCCUUCUUGGCGCAGCAGGAGAGCGAGAUUGCGGGCAUCGAGAACGACGAGGCCUUCGCCAUCCUUGACGGCGGCGCCCCUGGGCCCCAGCCGCAUGGAGAGCCGCCGGGGUGUCCGGAUGCUGUUGAUGGAGUGAUGAAUGGCGAAUACUACCAGGAGAGCAAUGGUCCAACAGACAGUUACGCAGCUAUUUCACAAGUGGAUCGAUUGCAAUCAGAGCCUGAAAGUAUCCGUAAAUGGAGAGAAGAGCAAACGGAACGCUUGGAAGCCCUUGAUGCCAAUUCUCGGAAGCAAGAAGCAGAGUGGAAAGAAAAGGCAAUAAAGGAGCUGGAAGAGUGGUAUGCGAGGCAGGACGAGCAGCUACAGAAAACAAAAGCAAACAACAGGGCAGCAGAAGAAGCCUUUGUAAAUGACAUUGACGAGUCAUCCCCAGGCACUGAGUGGGAACGGGUGGCCCGGCUGUGUGACUUUAACCCCAAGUCCAGCAAGCAGGCCAAAGAUGUCUCCCGCAUGCGCUCUGUCCUCAUCUCCCUCAAGCAGGCCCCCCUCGUGCACUGAAGAGCUGCCCUGUGGAAACACUACAUCUGCAAUAUCUUAAUCCUACUCAGUGAAGCUCUUCACAUAAUUGGAUUAAUCAUGUUGAGUUCUUUUGGACCGAACCUUUUGUCUUUAGAGUUGCUCAUUGUUUGUGAUUGCAUGUUUCUUCCUUCAACUGUUCUCCCUGGCAUUCAGAGAGGAGGGAGAGGUGGUGGCAGAGGGAGGGAAGCCUCCAUGGUAGCCUCAACCUGUGCUUUUUGUGCAUUAUUCUGAGAAUAAAUUUGUUUCAGACAAUAAAUAUGAAGCUUCAUUAUUGACCUCAA